This is a messenger RNA of Hibiscus syriacus, 323 nucleotides long. Its product is annotated as CLAVATA3/ESR (CLE)-related protein 46-like. The transcript is spliced from 3 exons. Lineage: Eukaryota; Viridiplantae; Streptophyta; Magnoliopsida; Malvales; Malvaceae. The coding region runs from base 1 to 252 and encodes 83 amino acids. The record is from RefSeq and is a predicted model, not a curated record.
AUGAAGAUCAAAACCCAACUCCUUCUCCCCUAUCUGCUCCUUGCUCUUCUUACAUCUUCGCUAUUAUCAAUAGCCAUGGAAACAGUUAACGAUGAUAUGAAGAUGAUCAGACCUGCUAAGCUAAAUCCAGAUUCUGUCAACAGAUUUUUCUUGCCUACUUGGGGAAGCGGAACGAAGGUGGAUGAAAACAUGAAAAAGGCUCCAUCUGCUCCAAAUCCGAGAGGAAAUAGGCAUCCACCAUCCAAGCCUUGAAUAUUAAUAUGUUGGAUUCAAUCCUUUCAAUGUUUCUACUUAUAUAUAUAUUGUUCAACUACUUUGGUAAA